AUGGAAAAUAGUGUUGCAGAGCAUCAUCACUAGUUCAUCAGAUGAAGUGAGCAUCAUUCCGACUGAGCAUAUUGUAAGCUAAUUGGGAAACUGGGUUUCUUGCCUCAACUGGAAAUUUGAACUGGGUCAGCAUGAACUUCUUUUGUUGUGGUUCAUCACAACGUGAUACCAACCAGCCGAACACAGCUGCAAUAACUUUCUAUAACAGUGAUCAGACCACCCUGGUACAAGAAUUUACUUUUAAAGAGCUAGCUGAUGCAACACAGAACUUCAGUCUAGAAUGUCUGGUGGGUGAAGGCAGCUUCGGUAAAGUUUACAGAGGGAAACUCCAAGAAACUGGAGAGAUCGUGGCUGUCAAGAAAUUAAACUUGGAUGGAUUACUAGGACACCGAGAAUUUCUUGUACAAGUGACAAUGAUGAGCCUUUUUAAUCACCCAAAUCUGGUAAAUCUUACAGGAUAUUGUGUUGAAGGUGAAGAGAGAAUUUUAGUGCAUGAAUAUCUGCCUAUGGGAUCCCUGCACCACUAUCUGCACGACAGAUCACUGAAGCAAAAGCCGCCUUUAGAUUGGCAUACACGAAUAAGAAUCGCUCUGGGGGUAGCCAGAGGUUUAGAAUGUAUACACCAUUCUAGUCCUCCAAUUAUCUACCUCAACCUAAAACCCUCCAACAUCUUACUAGACUUUGAUUUUAAUGCUAAGCUCUGUAAUUUCAAGCUAGCUAAGAUUGGACCUUUCAGAGACAAGAGAAUUAACCUUGAAAAGGUGAUGUUGGGAGCUCAAGGCUACUUUGCACCAGAGUACAAAAAAACUGGUCUUCUAACUGUGAAGACGGAUGUAUAUAGCUUUGGAGUUGUUUUACUAGAGUUGAUCUCAGGGCGAAGAGCUAUCGAUCUUUCAAGGCCAUCUAAGGAGCAAAAUCUGGUCUCUUGGGCCCAACAGAGAUUAAAGAAACCAAAUAAGUUUCCAGAGCUAGCUGAUCCGCUCCUUCAGUAUGAAUAUCCAGUUAAAAGAUUAAAUCAAGCACUCGCAAUAGCAGCCAAGUGUCUUCGUGAAGAACCAUCAGCACGACCCAUGAUGAGCGAUGUAGUUGCUGACCUUAUGUGCCUCACCUCCGACAACUUUAAUGACAUACGUGUGUACUCGUGUUGACGGAACCUUGCAUUGAAGAAUUAAGAUCACCCUUGAGUUCAGUAUAGAUCAGAUCAUGCUUGUUUUCCUAUCAUUUCUAUCCCGCUCUCUUUGUAUUUUCUCUCUUUUUGUAUGACUUGUAAUCAAUAUACAUAUGUGUACAUUUUGUGGAUAACAAAUUAACAAUUAUUGACAAAGAUCUGCCCAUGUAUAAGAAGCAAAAUCAGAAAUAUAUAUGGGGAUUAUUCUAAAAAAUCAGUCUUUCAAGUUUCAACCUUAAAUUGAUUCAAGCCAUAAAUACUAAAAUAGAAAGACAUUGUUAAUGUUAUGGUGCACUCUCUAUUUUUUUUUUUUUUAACUUGCUUUUACAAAACUAGUUACGAGUUUGCGACAAAUAUGAAGAGAGAGAAAAAAAAAAUAAAAAAAAAAGUGGAGUCAAUUGUGAAUAGAAUACUACAUAGAAAAAAAUUAUAGAAAAAAAAUGACAACUCAUAUACCAUAAAACCGGUUGUACCUUGUAAUUUUAAUUAUAAUCCGUUGUUACACAAAAAUACAAAAUAAGUCUGCUACCCCUUUUGGCCAUUUGUCACAA
Messenger RNA from Chenopodium quinoa (quinoa), 1719 nucleotides. Its product is annotated as probable serine/threonine-protein kinase PBL24. The transcript is spliced from 6 exons. Gene Ontology annotation, biological process: protein phosphorylation. Gene Ontology annotation, molecular function: ATP binding; protein kinase activity. The record is from RefSeq and is a predicted model, not a curated record. NCBI's taxonomy places the organism in Eukaryota, Viridiplantae, Streptophyta, Magnoliopsida, Caryophyllales, Amaranthaceae. The coding region runs from base 132 to 1148 and encodes 338 amino acids.